AGCUGAGAGAGGAUGGCUGCCCGAGUCUGAGCUGCUGCCUCUGCGCUACGGAGGGAAAACUCCACUCACACUGACACGGGAAGCGUGAGGAGACGAGAGGAGGAUAAGGGAGAAAGGAGAAGUUUUCCCAAACCAGGAACUAGUUGUCACACAUUUUUCCCGGGAGGGUUUUAUUUUUUAUCGGAAACAAAAGGGGGGGAUUUUGGACCAUGCCUGCUGAAGUGAAACAGGAGCAGAGCCCCAGCAACGCCACAUCCCUGGCGAUGAUGCAGGAGCCCCAGGAGGUGGUGGAGGAGACGGUCACCAUCGAGGAGGACCCCGGCACCCCCACCUCCCACGUCUCCGUGGUCACCUCCGAUGACGGCACUACACGGCGCACAGAAACAAAGGAUGUCUCCUCUAACGUGAAGGUGACUAAGAUGGUGAAGACGGUGACCACUCGAACAGUGCGCCAGGUGCCGCUGGGCCCCGACGGCCUGCCGCUGCCCGAGGGCUCGUCCCCGCUGGGCAGCUACACCGACUCCAUCGACCGGCGCUACAUGAAGAACGGAGGUGACCGCUUCAUCACGCCUCAAGCAUCCUCCACCCUGACGCGCUCCUACAACAACUCCUACAACGACUCAUACGGCGAGGCGCCCGAGAGCCAGUACGUCCGCCACUACGGGCUGCACGAUGGCUACGCCGAUCUGACGGAGAACUACGGCAGCCUUUCACGUGGGGUCAACUUCCGGCCGCCUCGCUACCCCUACAUGCCCAACAGCUACCGGCCGGAGAACAGCUACACCCUGCCCAUUCGCAAGGAUGACUACGGCCACGUGGCCCAGCCCCAGGUGCCCAUGGGCAGCAGCACCGUGGAUCUGAACCGCUCGCAGCCCGAACGCUUCCAGGCCGAGCCGUACGGCCUGGAGGACGAUCGCCGCAGCCUUCCCCCUGAAGAGGAGGAGCCGUACGAGCUGGAGCCGGACUACUCCACCGCCAACCGUCGUACAGGCACCCUGCAGGGGCCCAACCGGGGUCGCACCCACCGGGAACCUCUGCGCGAUGGGCCCCGAGUCAGAGGGUACCCAGACGAAGCCAUCGAGCCAGAGCUGAUCGAUGAGCGCCACCCCUACAUCCACAGCAUGUAUUCAGCUCCUCUCGCCCUGCCAGAGAGGGGCAGCAUGGCCAGUUUGGACCGCUUGGCAGGCCGGCGUUCCCCCUCCAUCGACAGCAUGCGUAAGGACCCGCGCUGGCGUGACCCCGACCUCACGGAGGUCAUCGCCAUGUUGGGCCACCCCAUCGACCCGGUGAAGUCCAACGCUGCGGCCUACCUGCAGCACCUGUGCUACGAGAACGAUAAGAUAAAGAAGGACGUGCGUCAGCUGAAAGGGAUUCCUGUCCUGGUGGGGCUUCUGGACCACCCCAAGUCUGAAGUCCACCGUAAGGCGUGUGGCGCCCUGCGCAACAUCUCCUACGGAAAGGACAACGACAACAAGGUGGCCAUCAAGAUCUGCGACGGCAUCCCGGGCCUCGUGCGCCUGCUGAGGAAGACCAACGACAUGGAAGUUAGAGAGCUCAUCACCGGAACCUUGUGGAACCUGUCGUCCUACGAGCCCCUGAAGAUGGUGAUCAUAAACCACGGCCUGCAGACCCUCACCAACGAGGUCAUCAUCCCCCACUCGGGGUGGGAGCACGAGCCCAACGAGGACUCGAAGCCGCGGGACGCCGAGUGGACCACCGUGUUCAAGAACACUUCCGGCUGCCUCAGAAAUGUGAGCUCCGACGGGGCCGAGGCUCGCCGCAGACUGAGGGAAUGCGAGGGAUUGGUGGACGCCCUGCUGCACGCCCUCCAAUCAGCUGUCGGGAAGAAAGACAUGGACAACAAGUCUGUGGAGAACUGUGUGUGCAUCAUGAGGAAUCUGUCCUAUCACGUCCACAAAGAGGUGCCGGGCGCCGAGAGGUUCCAGGACCCCUCGGCGCCGCAGACCCCCGGCUCAGCGGGGCCACAGAGGAAGAAGAAGGACGACGCCGGCUGCUUCGGAGGGAAGAAGGCUAAAGAGGAAUGGUUUAAUCAAGGCAGGAAAAACGGUGACAAUGACAAAAACUACGACACAAUCGAUCUGCCCAAGCGCUGUGAGCCGACCAAAGGCUUCGAGCUGCUGUAUCAGCCUGAAGUGGUGAGGCUGUACCUGUCUCUGCUGACGGAGAGCCAGAACUACAACACCCUGGAGGCGGCUGCAGGCGCUCUGCAGAACCUCAGCGCUGGACAGUGGACCUGGUCCAACUACAUCCGAGCCACGGUGCGUAAGGAGAAAGGUCUUCCCAUCCUGGUGGAGCUGCUGCGCUCCGACUCUGAUAAGGUGGUGCGGGCGGUGUCCAUCGCGCUGAGAAACCUCUCCAUCGACCGCCGCAACAAGGACCUGAUCGGAAGUUAUGCCAUGCGGGACCUGGUGAGCAACCUGCCGUCGGGCCAGCAGCGGCCGGCUAAGAACCUGGAGGAGGACACGGUGGUGGCCAUCCUGAACACCAUCCACGAGAUCGUGACCGACUCCUCGGAGAACGCCCGCUCCCUCGCUCAGGCGCAGGCCAUCGAGAAGCUGGUGGCCAUCAACAGGACCAGCCAAUCGGCUCGCGAAACCAAGGCUGCGUCCCACGUUCUGCAGACGGUCUGGAGCUAUAAGGAACUGAGGAACGCUUUGACCAAGGACGGGUGGAACAAAAGCCACUUCCAGCCCACAGCGACAGUCACCCCUAAAGCAACCAAGAACGGCAAGCCAGGCUACGACGACACCACCCUGCCCCUGAUGGAGAAGAACCAAGGCACCAGGAAAUGUGGCAGUGGUGAUAUGACACCUAUGGAGGAGCCGGGUCCAGAUGGUUACUCCACCAUCGACCAGAGGGACAAGGACCUCAAAUACAAGACGGUGGACGGCUCACUGGAGCAGACAGAACGGGAGCCAUUGAAGAAUGACACAAAUAGGAAACACUAUAUCAGGAGUAACAGGCCUGCGGUCAGUCUGGUGGACGCUUGUGAUGUAAAGCCCCAGCCUGUUGACUCCUGGGUCUAAAUGCAUGCAUGGCUUAAAAUAAUGACGGUGCGACACCCAGCUAGAGGAGAUCUCUCUCAUCACCACUGCCAUUUCACAUGGAGCUCAUCUUUGGAGUUGGACUUUGUACAGUAAAAGAGGAUUUAAAAAAAUGAAUCAAUAAAUAAUGACCACAACAACAACAGCAACUACCCAGCAGGAGCAGCCAGCAUUCUCAUGCUUUUCAGAAAAAAGGAAACAACAAAAAAAAGAAUAAAAAGUGACGACUGCUACUUCUUUCUCAUAUCUACAUUCCCACUGAACAUCAUGCAAACGCUACAGUGUUGACUCUUGUUGAGCUCUACCGAGGAUAAGAAACGGACAGAGGCCGGUGCUGGUGGAGGAACGAAGGGUCGAUGGAAAGGUACAAGAAAGUGUUGAAGGAAGGGAGAAGAAACGCCAGAUGAUUUUUUUUGGGAAGAAAAAUAAGUUCAUGCCUGAAUUUGAUGGGUUUUUGGGACUUUCGGUGUGAUGUCAAGCUUUGGCUUUUGGAUGUGAAGAGGAGUGGACGGGUGUGUUUUGAAGGUCACAGGAUGUUGGUUUUAAGAUUGUUGGGAGAAAGUCAAAGGUGAGCCUGAGAAGAGAUGUAGCGUAGCGGAUAAACAUGUUCACACAGACUUACAAUCCAUGGUGUUUAUUUAAAAGAGAAGAAGAAGAAGAAGAAGAAGUGCACUGAGAUGCUCUGAAAUCAAAAGAGGAUAACAGUGAAGCUCAUGUAUGAAGUCAAGAGUCUGCAAGUCUGGAGAAAGGAAAGUGACAGAGUGUGUAUUUCAGAUGGAGAAACGGUUUCUGUUCACACUGCAUCGCAAAAGUCAACUUAAACGGAAACAAUGUGGUUACUUGUGUAAUCUUCCAGGCUGGUCGCUCGUUGUCAAUGAUGUGUAUUAAAGAGGAUAUGAGGCAUUUUGUUUAUACAUGAUUUGUGUUUUUCUGAAAAAGAGAGGCGAUUGACGAUUGUUCUCGUGUAGAAAGGAUAGAUUGAAAAGCGGUUUUUUCGGUUGGGUUUUAUAUAAAUGUAUAUUAGGGUCAAAAGGAAAAACGAAGGAGAAAAAAAAUCUUAGUUGUAUAUUAAUAUCACAUUGUUUGGAAAGCACAUUUCAUUUGGUACAGGCUCACCAUGUUUGUAAAACAGAAAUAACAACAUUACUUAAAUGUGUGUGGAAUAUUGUCGAGUUACGCCGAUGAUCACCUAUUUAUAUUUUGUAUUUGUCAAAAAACAAUUACAGGAAAAAGGGUUUAACAGUGUUCUUUCUAAAGGCGAUGAAUUACAUGUCCGCUGCAUCUUCAAACCAAGGGGUCAGAGGUCAGACAAGGAGACAGACGAGAGUGUUGAUAAGAGUUAUUUCAUUUUUCUUCCCGAUGCUUUCAGACCGCAAAACCCUUAACCCUCCUUCACCGGUGCAUCUAAAAGAGAAAUAUUCAGUUGUGAGCAUGAAGAAAACUGUACAGAUGUUUAUAUUCUAUUCUUUCAAAGUGCCCGUUUUUUUUGUGGAGUCAUUUGGAUAUUCAUUCAUGUGCAAGAAGAGAGCAAAGGAGGACGAGUGUAUCUGGAAGACAAAAUAUAAAAAAUGGCAUCACACUGUACAAAUCAAAACAUCAAGUUUGGUCAUAUAGUAUAUAUUUUUACAACGUUUAAGGGUGGGUUAGCGAGACGAAGCAAAGCAGAGGGACACAGAAUCAUAUUGCCAUUUUUCUCUUGCUUGGUGAGACUGUUUACUGAAUCCAGUGAAAAUGUGUACAGUCUGUUUUCCAGGAAGAGAAUCCACUCAUCAAGGCGAAUGGCAUGUGCCUGCAUUGACUUUUCUUUGUGGCGUAUGUGACUUUAUCAAGCUUGCAUAUUUUACACAGUGUUUACAAAGAUGUAUGUUGUGGUAAAAAUCAAUAAACUACAAAAAAAACGUAUAUUGUAUACAUUUUAAUUACCGAGGUUAAAAAAAAAAAAGUUAUAAUAAUACCCAGCAUCCCUUUUGUGUGUCCUCAGAAGUGUGUGCUUUCAUUGGACCAUACUGAACCCUUUGCCACAUAUGACUUGUCUGUUCCUGACUGCACUUUGCAGUACCACAACCAAAGGAUCUGGAGUUGUAUUUACAUGCAUUUGUAAAAACAAAAAGGGGGUUUUGGUUUUGUGAAUGUGCGUUGUACAUUUACAAAAUAAAAGAGCCAAGCCACUGUGCUGUAAAAUAAAUGCAGGACAGGGUCACACGUCGAAUCAAACGAACCUACCUGUGUAGAUAUAUCUGAUUCAAGACCGUCAAAAAUAAAGUACUACUCAGUAGCAGAUGUGUUUGUACCUAUCAUGUGCCUUAACCUUUUCCAUGCUAGAUAAGUGUGUUUUAUAUCCCUCCCUUUCCACUGUCAUCUCUCCAUUCUGUCUGUUCACCUCCCCCUCUCUCCCUUUUUCCUCCAAUCAACUCAUUCAUUCAUCCUGCCCCCUCCCCGAGUAGUUUAGACUGUUGGUGGGUUUCUGCCUUGUGUUACAUUGUAUUAUAAACUUUUAAAAAGAUAGAAUCAUUACAAAUAAUGGUUUUGAUUUCCUAGAGGAGUAAAGUUAUUGAUGCUUUCGUAGCGAGCAGAAGCGAUGCCACAGUGACAGAAUGUAUUAUGUUAAUUUUACUAAUACCCAGAGGCAAAUAUUACGCUUGUUAAACAUAACGGAAAAAUACUGGUUUGUAGAGUAUACAUUUGGUGUGUUUUCAAUAAAUCAUGCCUGGAAAGAA
Messenger RNA from Trematomus bernacchii (emerald rockcod), 5782 nucleotides. RefSeq names its product ARVCF delta catenin family member b (gene arvcfb). The coding region runs from base 210 to 3047 and encodes 945 amino acids. Gene Ontology annotation, molecular function: cadherin binding. Gene Ontology annotation, cellular component: plasma membrane; adherens junction; nucleus. Gene Ontology annotation, biological process: cell-cell junction assembly; cell-cell adhesion. The record is from RefSeq and is a predicted model, not a curated record. The transcript is spliced from 19 exons. Lineage: Eukaryota; Metazoa; Chordata; Actinopteri; Perciformes; Nototheniidae.